UGCAUGUAAUAACAAUUUAAUCCAUACAUUGGUUAAAGUAAAGCCACAUUAGGAUUUCAUUUGAACAAGAAUCGAAAAUCAAAUACACGGUUUCUUGAGUGAUUGUUUCACACAGCGGGUAGUACUUACAAACAAAGGCGUAUUUAUAUUUAUGAGUUUAGUGGGAUUUUUUAAUUAAAAAAAAUAUGUGACUGAUUUACUUCACGGAUUAAUCUUGUCUCUUACGAUGGAUUGAAACAAAGUGAACAAGGAACGUGUAGAUUUCUACUAAUAUAUAUAGGAGUAUUGUUGUUAUGGCGAUUGUAGUUUGGAUGUAAAGAUGUCAAAAAUAAGGUAACCAGUUUCUGUAACAGUGUUGCAGUCGUGACGAAUUCUUACUGGCGGUAAGCUUAUCUUCGCCGACGACGACUGUAAACGGACCGUGAUCCGGGCAACCUAUUCGGCAGGAUGCCGUCUCUCCAGAAUGUCAGUUACAACUCGUCGCGUGUACAAAGGGCCUACAGGAUAAAUAAUAUCGAAACACUUAAACUGAACAAUAGGAUUCAAUUGCUCGAAAAGGAACGGUUACAUAAUCAGAGAUUGACCAAUCAAGAUAUUAGACUUAUUUCAUUAACGCUAGAUUAUAUACAGACAUGUAGUGGACACAGUGCUGAGGGGCUGGGUCCGGAUAAAGAAUGGGAAGAAGAAGAAGAAGAAAAGGAACAGCAUAGGGGACCAACAUUUUUAUAUGGUGAAAGAAUUGUCAGCCGGAAAAGGCGACGGAAUUUUCGCCCCCAGUCUGCCAUGGAGAAAACGAGCAGUCGUCUGGGUAGCGAAACCGCGUCUACUGUUUCAACUACAGAACUAACUAUCCGGCCACAAAGUAGUCCGAACCGCCGUAAGCCGACAUUUAUAACUCAUCUAAGAGACGACGAGUCAGUCUAUAGUUCGAGUUCAGAAUCGGCAAGAAGCGGUUUGAGUACUCCGUCAGAGAGAUUUAAGCCAGCUUGGAUGGAUGAACCAAUGCCUGACGUCACAAAAAUAUUACUCCGCGCAGCUAACAACAACACAAGACGGGAAUCAGUAUUCAACCGAACCAGGGCAGGACCGAGUGGGUCAGCCUCAAAAUCACUGCCUCGUGGUUUAAGAUUCAGUGCAUCUUCUGGUAUGCAAGGCUUGCCAUCUGGUAGAUCAGCAGACGAACAAUCUCAGUCACACGCGCCAGAACGCGGUUCGCGCAUAACUGACAUUCUUAACCGUGGUCCUAAAACAACUAUGUCAGCAAGCGCUUGGAAAGCGCAUCUGAGUCAUGCACAGACAGGACCUGUUUCUAGUUCAUCCCAAAGACAGUACAUUUUGGAAUCGAAAAAAGCAAUGAACAAUUCACGAAGCGAAAUGCUUAGAGGCAGGGUUAAAAAGUUUGUUGCAGAACCAGAGUGAAACGUCCCUUUUUUCACAAAAAUGUCACAUAUCGUUAUUUUCGUUAUUUUAACUACAGUUGGUUAUGAGCAUAUGUUCUUGUUCUUGUAGAACUUUGGACUGACUGUUUUUGCUAAGCGUGUGAUAUCUAUUAACCAGUCUUUUGCUGCAACCGUUAGUCAAAAAAAAAAAAACUGCCUGAAUAGCCGUUGCGUGAAUUCGAAUUCGAAUCCAUAUAUAUAUAAGAACGCUGAAGUGCUGUUUUGCGAUGACUUAAAAUAUGAUAGAGGCGUACCAUGUAUGUGAAAUAUAAAAACCAUCAUUGUAUAAUUUUUCUUUAAAAAGAAACUUACUAAGUGUGCCUUUUAUCCUUUUGGGUCAUGAGUCUGAUUGAUAGAAUGCCACUUAAUGCGUUGCUAGGGUCAUUAGUAGUAGUUCAUGUGACAAUUGCUGCAUUUGUUUUUAUUUCUGAAAAGGCAAAGGUACAGAACAAGCUCAACCAGACCGAGUCUGCUAAUAAAUUUUUGCCUGAUAAAACGUUUACUAGUACAAAAUAAAUGCUUGCUAUAGCCAUUUUCCAAACACGUUUAAGUCACUGAAAACCAGGCCUUUAAUCAUGUUUGUUUCCGUCAAGUGCAUUGAAGUUCUAUAAAUGAAUAUACUAGUCAAUAGAAUAAUUACUGGACAGAACUUAUA
Mercenaria mercenaria is the source of this 2094-nucleotide messenger RNA. RefSeq lists its product as uncharacterized. NCBI's taxonomy places the organism in Eukaryota, Metazoa, Mollusca, Bivalvia, Venerida, Veneridae. The transcript is spliced from 2 exons. The coding region runs from base 448 to 1419 and encodes 323 amino acids. The record is from RefSeq and is a predicted model, not a curated record.